AUGGCUUCUCAGAAUCCACAAACUCCAACAACCAGCACAGACGAGCGGAAGCCGGCCAAAUGUCACGGCUUGAUGCUGGCGCCGUACAUCUACGACACCGAUUCCGUCCAGGAACAUCUCCUGUGCAGAGCUGAAGCCAGUAACACUGCACCAGAAUCAGCGGGAAACAUGUCCGAGAUUGUGGGACAGGAAAGCCAUGGCGAACUUCAGGUUCAAGAUCUGGAUGCUAUGAUGAAGGAACCCUCUUCCCUGAAAAGUCGACUUUGA
This is a messenger RNA of Fusarium musae, 267 nucleotides long. RefSeq lists its product as uncharacterized. The coding region runs from base 1 to 267 and encodes 88 amino acids. The record is from RefSeq and is a predicted model, not a curated record. The transcript is spliced from 2 exons. Lineage: Eukaryota; Fungi; Ascomycota; Sordariomycetes; Hypocreales; Nectriaceae.